Molecule: messenger RNA, 2613 nt
Organism: Monascus purpureus
Lineage: Eukaryota; Fungi; Ascomycota; Eurotiomycetes; Eurotiales; Aspergillaceae
Source: the annotation of a GenBank genome assembly
UUUUUUUCGCCUUUGUUUCCGGUGGCUUUUUGUUAUUAUUUUUGCCCUCACAUGCAGCCAGAAAGGCACGCGAGCACCCGCCUCGGAACGCCCUUUUCUAUUUUUUUUACAUCACGUCCAUCUCUCUCCAUUUCCAUCUUCCUCUCUCCGCGGCCCAUCCUGAUUACAAUAGCUUUUUCCACGCUCUAUAACCUUCUCCCUUCCCUCCCUUUCACCCUCUCUCUCCUCUCUGCUCUGUCCAUCUCCUCUCCUCUCUCCUCAUCGCUAUGCUAUGGCGUUCAACUUUAACUGGUCUCCGCUCAUCGCGGAUGCGAGUUUCUACACCCGCGCUCAGGAGCUGCUAACCGCCGCUUUGAACAAAUCCCCCAAACCCCCCAUCAUCGUCGACGACAUCAUCGUCACGGAGCUCAACCUGGGUUCGAUCCCGCCAGAGCUGGAGAUCCUCGAGAUCGGUGACCUGGCCGAAGACCGUUUUCGCGGCAUCUUCAAGAUGUCGUACUCGGGAGAUGCUUUUCUCACCCUCAAAACGCGUGUCCAAGCAAACCCACUGAAUACCUAUCUCCUUACCCGACCUUCUUUUGCGACUCCGAAACCUCUUGCGGCUGCGACCCCUCUGACAAUCCCGCUUCAAAUAACCCUGUCCGAUUUCAAGCUCUCUGGUUUCGUCAUCCUCGUCUUCUCCAAGCAGAAAGGGAUCACCGUCGUCUUCCGAAAUGACCCCCUCGAGUCGCUCAAGGUUUCCUCCACCUUCGAUUCCAUCCCGUUCGUACGCGACUUCCUGCAGAGGGAAAUCGAAGCGCAGCUGCGCACUCUCUUCAUGGACGAACUCCCGGCGAUCAUCCACCGCCUAUCGCUGCGACUUUGGGUUCCGGAAUAUCGCGCCGAUGAGGACGUCCAGAAACCGCUGGCCCGGGAUGGUCCCGGCCACGAUCCGCUGGCCAGUCCCCCCCAGGACCCCGUGGACUCCCUUGGAAAUGCCCUGAACGAGUCCCAAAUCGCGUCGCUCUCGCUGGAUUCGUCCGUCGAGACCCACUCCUUAUUCUCCCAGAAAAAUUUGCUACGCCUGGCCGCGCUUACCGAUUCGCAGCGAACGUUGUCGCUCUUUACCCCGUCCAUUCGGGAAGUGGUGUAUCGCGCAUGGACUUCACCUGCAGAGCAGGCGGAUCUGCUGGGAAGUACGAUGUCUCUCAACAGUCACUCGCUCGCUCGGACGCAGUCGCAUACCGGGAGCGCGGCUUCGAUCCCGGACAGCGCAAGUACCGUGUCCAUGCAGAGCAGGCUGUCACCGCUCGGGCCGGCUUUCAAUAGCUACGGGUUGAGCCUGGGAGCCGGUCGCCACAAGGCACACGCCAGGAAACGGAAGAAGCGCGUGGUGGAUCUGCGACGACCAAAGGCCGCCGUCGAAACGAUGAGUGUGAGCGACGAGACUGCCUUUACCGAAACGACGAGCGCGCCGUCUGUCUGUUCAGCGCCCGUGCCAGCCACCGAGGAACAGUCCGACGAUCCGGUGACGCCGCCGCUCUCUCCGAUCAGCGAACGCGGGGUCUCUAAUACUCCCGAACGCCGUCCGAGGAGCAUCUCGAAAGCUGCCCCUCAUCGCGAUGUCUUGACCGAGGCAUUUCGCGGGACAGGCGAAUCAUCUGCGCCUUUGGAAACAUGCAGACACCAAAAACACACGGAUGACUCAGAUACCACACCGCGGAACACCAUGUGCGGCCCUAUUGCACCUCCGUGCGGCCUAGAGAAAGAAGCUGGGCCGACUCUGCGGUCGGGGCAGAAGAUUUCGAAUGCGUUCCUUCCGUUCCUAAAGGAUCAUGUAGCCAGUCACGUUGUGGACGACGCAUUGGUGGAGAAGUUGGCCGGUGAAGUCGCGCGCCGCAUGCGCGAAGACAAGAUGGUGGGCGGAGGUUUCUGGGACCGCUACAGCCAGGAAGAGCUACCCCCCCCUGCGUACGGCCAGUGAAGCUUAUUCUUACUCGAUUGAGGAUAAAACCUCUUCCAUCUUUAUCCUUUGUUACCCUCUUUCCUUCUGCUCCCCCUUUUUUUUUUUUUGGAGUGGUCUGCAUUAUGUCCUCUUCAAGACUACGACUCCAGCCAGAGCUGGAGGAUUAACGACCGUUACGAUCUUUUUUUUUUUUCCUGCAUUUCUUUUCUCUUCGAUCUUUGCUGGUUUUUGCUUGCGUUCCUCUUUCUUUUUGCCUCGUUCUUUUUCUUCUCUGAUAUCCGGAAGCGGGUUUAGAUUCGUGUAUGGGCCUGUAAAAUUAUCGUUGUGGCGUCUGGGGUUCUUUCAUUUGCUUUUCUUCUGCCAGUCGGCUUUCUUUUGGUGCCUUGUAUAUAUCUCACUCGCUGGAGUCUUCGUGACGGAUAUCCACAUCCCUUGGUGGUUCUGUUUUUGUGCGUGGCCUUCAUUCCAGGCGGUCCCAAGAGGACGAACAAAAUACUGUAUACUACAACCCAUCCACUCUCCAUUCCCAGUAGAUAUACAAUAUAAAUGCGUACCAUGGUAUUUACCAAUUGAGCGGGGAUCUCGUGUUCAUAAAACGGUUGCAUCAGACUAUCGGCUGCUGGCUCCGCAGGCCAGCUAAUUAACACACAACUUAGCUUUCGCGACAA